Parnassius apollo (apollo) is the source of this 2079-nucleotide messenger RNA. Lineage: Eukaryota; Metazoa; Arthropoda; Insecta; Lepidoptera; Papilionidae. The record is from the annotation of a GenBank genome assembly.
AUGGAUAAUGUGUUUAUUCUCAAUAAUGUAAGGAAGGGGAGCCUGAAGGUGACCAUUACUCCGGCACAGCAUAAGACUCUCACCCAUUUGCCAAAGCGGCCGCCAGUGGAUCUGGCUUUCACCGAUUUGAUGUACAGGGUGCAUGAAGGAAGAAAAAGCAAUGAGAAGAUAAUCCUGAAAUCUGUAUCCGGCCGGUUGCGGUCCGGCGAGCUUACGGCCAUCAUGGGCCCGUCCGGCGCCGGCAAAUCAACGCUCCUCAACAUUCUCACCGGAUAUAAGACUUCAGGAAUGGAAGGUAGUAUCACAGUAAACGGCAUGGAGCGCAACCUGUCCAGUUUCCGCAAGCUGUCGUGUUACAUCAUGCAGGACAACCAGUUGCACGGGAACCUUACUGUCGAAGAGGCGAUGUCUGUUGCCACCGCGCUCAAACUGCCAAGUGCUACAACUAGAGGUGAUAAGGAAGAAGUGAUUCAAGAAAUUCUGGAAACCCUUGGCCUGUCAGAGCAUCACAAAACGAUGACGUCGAAUCUCUCUGGUGGUCAGAAGAAGCGUCUCUCCAUAGCCUUGGAGCUCGUCAACAACCCACCUAUCAUGUUCUUUGACGAGCCCACCUCAGGGCUGGAUAGUUCCUCAUGUUUCCAAUGCAUCUCUCUACUGAAGACCUUGGCUAGAGGCGGACGAACUAUCAUUUGCACUAUCCACCAACCCUCGGCCAGAUUGUUCGAGAUGUUCGAUCAUCUGUACACAUUGGCAGAUGGUCAGUGCGUUUAUCAAGGAAACACGGGGAGACUGGUGGAAUGGCUGGGCAGCUUGGGUCUGCAGUGUCCCUCGUACCACAACCCGGCGUCGUUCAUCAUCGAGGUGUCGUGUGGCGAGUACGGCGACAACACCGGGAAACUGGUGCGUGCGAUUGACAACGGGAAGAACGACAUCAGAAACGGCAUGCCCUUCCCUGAAGCGAAGGUGCCGGACUUCAAUAACAGGAGGGAUAUGGAGGUGUCGCUAAAAUCCGCCUCGCAGUGGAACAAGAACGACCUGUCCCAAGUCCAGGAGAAGUUCAGCGACGGACCCGCAAAGGAGGCGAACGGCACCGGCAACUUGCAGAACGGACUCCUCCAGUAUGCAGCUAAGGAAAUCGCCAAAGGGAAAGGAGAACCGUUGGUAGUACAAAUAGACGGCGAGAAACAAGACAACGUAGAAGAAGCGCUCUUAGGAGAUGUGGUCUCUCCGCGUCGCUACGCCACUUCUGAGCUUACGCAGUUCUGGGUUGUGCUUAAGAGAACUUUACUCUUCAGCAGGAGGGAUUGGACACUGAUGUACCUGCGUCUCUUCGCCCACAUCCUGGUCGGGUUCCUGAUCGGCGCGCUUUAUUAUGACAUCGGAGACGACGGAUCCAAGGUGCUCUCGAACCUCGGCUUCCUCUUCUUCAACAUGUUGUUCCUCAUGUACACGUCCAUGACCAUCACGAUCCUCAGCUUUCCCUUGGAGAUGCCGGUAUUGGUAAAGGAGCACUUCAACCGAUGGUAUUCCCUGCGCUCGUACUAUCUGGCGAUCACAGUGUCCGACAUACCGUUCCAGGCGAUAUUCUGCGUAAUCUACGUGGUGAUCGUGUACUUGCUGACGUCGCAGCCGCUGGAGUGGUUCCGCUUCGCCAUGUUCCUGACAUCGUGCCUGCUCAUCUCCUUCGUGGCGCAGAGCGUCGGCCUCGUGGUUGGCGCCGCCAUGAAUGUGCAGAACGGAGUGUUCCUGGCGCCGGUGAUGUCUGUGCCGUUCCUGCUGUUCAGCGGUUUCUUCGUGUCGUUCAACGCGAUCCCGGUGUACCUGCGCUGGAUCACAUACCUCUCCUACAUCCGCUACGGCUUCGAGGGCACCGCGUUGGCUACAUACUCUUUCAACCGCACCAAGUUGCAGUGCCAUCAGAUUUACUGCCACUUCAAAAACCCAAAUACAACUCUGGAAGAGCUGGACAUGCAGGAUGCGGACAUUACUUUAGACAUUGCAGCCUUGUGUCUCAUUUUCAUCAUUCUUCGUGUAUCCGCUUUCUUAUUCCUUCGCUGGAAACUCAGAUCAACCAGAUAA